UAUCAAUAUAAAUAGCUAAAUUUAUCAUUUAUAAUAUUAACUAGGGCCAGCCCAGGCUACGCCCGGGAUUUUUGUUUAAAUUUAAAUAUUGAUUAUAUAUUUAGUAUGUUUAUUUUAUUUAUAAUAUUAUAAUAUAUUAUAAAAAAUAUAAGUAGGCAAACAAUUAUAAAAUCAUUUUAAAAUAUUCACUGUUUUUGUUUUACGCAUUUCAAAAAUUUUAAUUUCUAUUUUUUUUGUUAUUAUAAAUUAUAUAUAAGGUGAUGAGUAGAAUAAAAAAAUAUAUAAUUUUUAGUUAUGAUGUUUAAUUGGUUGAACUGUAUAAAUAUUUCAUUUCACUUAAAUAUGUUUAUGAAUUUUGUUUCCAGUUAGCAUCCAAAUAGUUUAAUGGACACUCUCCUUAUUUUUAUGUUUUUUAGUUAUGAUGUUUAAUUGGUUGAACUGUAUAAAUAUUUCAUUUCACUUAAAUAUGUUUAUGAAUUUUGUUUCCAGUUAGCAUCCAAAUAGUUUAAUGGACACUCUCCUUAUUUUUAUGUUUUGUUUUUUUCUUAAAUCAGCUGUUUAAAUUUUUUUUUAUUUUUAGACAAAAAAAGCUUCAACUAAUCGGACCCAUUAUCUAAAUAUUCCUUUAUCUUACUUAUAUAAGUUUUGAUGUAAAAUAUUGUAAAAUGAAUAACCAAAUUGAUUCAACAAAUAAAUAGCGAUUGACAAAAUGAUUUAAAAAUAUAAUUGUAGAUCUUUGUAACAUUAUGUCUAAUUUGGUAGAGUGUGAAAGUUGAGUUGACAUUGAGCAUAACGCGUGGUAUGAUGUUUGGGCUGUUUACUAAUUUUCUUUGGGUCUUCGAACUAAUUGUGUUGGGUUGUAGGUAUAUGGUUUCAGAUUUUGAGUUAUUUCCGUUCCAACAGAAUUGUGAAAUCAUUAUUAGGUAGGACAUUUUUUAAUCUCCUAUUGAUUUUAAUGUUUUAUUUUAUAGGAUAUUACAAAUAAAUUGUGAACUUCGCAUUGUUAGAUAUUUUAGUUAUGUUUUUAUGAGUGUGUUCAAUAAUAAAAUGAAGGAAGUUACGAUUAGUUUUAAGUAUGAGGCAACUUUGGUUGCCUUGCGGUUAAAAGAUCAUGUAAGAUAUUUGUAUCAUUGUGUCGAGGAUUCUAAGAAUUCCCAAAGCUCUGAUUGUUGUAUGUUUUAUUUGCAUUUGGAAAUAAUGCAUAUGAUAAUAGUAUUACGCGGGAAGAGUUGAUUCCAGGAAAUGAACUUACAAAAGAAUUAAAUGCGAUGAGUUAUUUUGUUUGCUCUGGUUUAUUGUAUACAAUAUUGGUCAAUUUGAUUUAUGAAAACAGUUUAGUUUGGAGAAGAAGCGUUGAGGUGACAUAUUUGAUAAGCUGCGUGGACUUUUGAUGGUGUUGAAGUUGUUGGCUUUUUAAAACUUCCAGUCCAUAAUUGGGGAGGUUAUUGUUUUUGUGUUAUGGGUUUGCAAAAAUUAGUAAGUUUAUUUUAAUAAUUUUGUUUGUAGAAAGAGUUUGGGCCUUAUCCAGGAAAAAGAAUAAUUGCUGUCAGCUUAUUAUUAUUAGUUCUUCUUAAAAGGCCAUGUUCACCUUCAUCGUAGAAAGAGUGAUAUUUGUCAAAGAAACAUAACUUUUUCAGAUAGUAUUGUAGUGUUGUUGAUACUUUGUCUAAACAUCCAAGAUGGCAAAUGGUUUCAUAGUGGUAAGGGACCUUACCAAGUUUACUUGCGUCAGAAGGUAAUGCAUAUACUAACAAUGUGUAUGUUUAGGCAGUCCAUGUCCCAUUAGUGUACAAUAUUCUCAUUGUUUGUUUUAUGUUGAGAACCAAAGACAUAAUCACUUUUAUUAAACCAAAUGAAUUGCAUGGAUAGCUUGCACAUAAUCAAAAUAGAGAUUAUGCAAGAAGUAUCGAAAAUGAAAACAAAAACUGGAUUUGUUUGAAUUCUCUCAUCUGAUAAUUUCUUUCAAAACAAAAUUUGUAGAAAUAUGUUAUCAGCAGAAAAGGUCGUAAUGUAAGGAACAGAAUAUGGAUUGUUCUUCAUCUUGAUUUGUCUCAUAAUUAAAGGAGCAGUAUACCUGAAGAGUUUAUUAACAACACUAUUAUAAGUAUUAUGAGAAACAAAAUAAGCAUCUCGAUGUAUAUAAAAUCAUGUACACAAAAAGAAUUGUUAUGAAUACCUAUUCUUGAAAAAUCAAGUACACUAUUCUUGAUGUAUAUAAAAUAAGCAUCUCGCUGUGGUGAUUGGUCAAGAAUAGGUAUGUAUAUAGACUCAGUUCCUCUGUAAUCUGCGACGUUUCAAAGAUAAAUCAUGUACACAAAAAAAAGAAAGUUUCAUUCACAUUUCACCCCAACAAAAAAAAAAGUUUCAAGUAUCAACGAUUAAAAGCGUUUAAGUACGAACCCGAAUACAAUAUAAGAACUUGAAAACCUUGUCUUGAAGGAUCCAUGAGGGUACACGAAACAUUUUACUCAGUUUCUUCUGCUAAAGCUUAGUAAUAGACAUUUCUAUACCUUUUUCAUCUUCAAGAAGAGUUGCCAUCUUCUUUGUCUGAAGAAUCAGGAGCUAGUUUCUUUGAAGGACUCUACUCUGCUGAGCAGAAGUUGCAUUCAUCAGAACUUCCUCUUCCAGCAACACCCAAAUGAGUAAAUACCUAAUGAUGAUGCUGCUGCUCUUGCAGCAGCGGUGUGAGUAGUGGAGACUGUAGGCAGAAGGAGAACCCGUAAGAAUUUAUGCCACUCCGCUUACCUGGGAGAAAGAAUUUCACAAUAGUCUAGUGUUUUCGUUGCAGAAAAAAAUCACAAGAUUCCAAAAUUAUAUAAGUUACCUACGAACUGUAUUUCUCACCCAAUGCCACAACCUUACGAUCUUCUUCAUGAGCUGUGGUUGAGAGGUUCAAAAUUGGAAAAAAAAGGCAAGCAUUAUUUUUAUAUGAGCGUCUUUCCGAGCUUCAUCCUCCGAUAACUAUCUUGAACUUUUUUAGACAUGAACAUGGCUUGGAUCCGCACUACAGAUCUCUCGAGCGUUUCCUAUACUUGUCACUGACUCGUCUUGCAGAAAUAUUCAUAUGCUUCACCUGGAGGAUGUUCCUCUGCCUGAGCUUGGCUCCCUGGAGUCCUCUAGCAAUAUUAUCUUCUGUCUCCAUUGAUUAUUGCCUUCUCCAACACUCUUACAGACCAAAUGAUCUUCAUGUACUGCCUCCUUGCUUGUAACCCACUAAUAGCAGUCUACAAAAGAGAUGAAAAAGAAACAUGAUUUAACAAACACAUGGGUUGCAAGCUUCGGACAAAACUUAUGACUCAAGUGUGACCCACAUUAAACUAUAUCACGACAUACAUGGAUCACGCGAGAACAGAUAUAGUUCUAAUGGGAGGACACCAUAUAGUUGAUAAUACUGUUCGGUAAGGUCGUGAUGUAAGGAGCAGUAUCUCUUCAGGUUUAUUAACAACACUAUGAUAAGUAUUAUGAGAAACAAACUAAGCAGGCUUUGUUCUUAAACAGCACCAAGCACACUGCUCAAUCAGAAAAGAUAAUAAGGCAUAUGAGGAGACCUAGAGCCGCUCGCAAGAAUAGAAGAAGUGAAUCAUUCUUAGAACUGACGCUUGUUUCUUUUUAAGAAUCUGCAUCAGAUUUCAUAAAAUAAUCAGAGUAGGAUGAAAGCUAAAACCUAAAAAUGUAUCGUCGAACCAUACCAUCAAACGCUUACAAAAUAAUUUCGCAGAGCCUUCUUGGAUCUGAAGUAAAGCCUAAUUGUAUACCAAAUCGAUAAGAAAACUAACCUUUUUUAUAGAUUUAGAUACACCGCCUUGAAGAGGAUAACUCUCAUUCAAUGUCAGAUCGCGCUUGAAGUCGGUCUAUGAAGUUAAUUCGGCUGUUUAGAGCAAUGAAUCAAACCAUCGUGACGGCUCAGAUUUUUAGAACCGUAGACGAAACGACGCCAUGGAAGACACGGUCAGAGCUUCUAAUUUAUGAUUCGUCUAACUCUUCAUCACGAAACACCAUUGUUGCUGAAGAGCUUCAGAGAUCGAUGAAGUAUACGAACCCUAAUUUAAGUUUCAGUUAGAUGAUGAUGAAAGAACGCUACCAGAUCUCAUUUGUGUAACACCGCUUUACAAUUAGAGUAGUCUGAAUUUAAUGAAACGCCGAGUACUGAUUGUUCUGCCACGUGGCGCGUCUAAAAUCACUGACUUUCUGACCUGGAAUCCUAGGUGGCAGCACAGGAGAGACACAAACAUUUUUAUAUAUAUAUAGAUUGUGUAGAAUAAUCAAUUUCUUGUUUAAAGAUUUAUAUUGUAAAUAUAUAAAAAGUUCUAUUCCUGAAUGAAAGGAUGAAUGUUAUUACAAUCAUAUACUCCCUCCGUUCCGAAAUAUAAGAUGUUUAGAAAAAAUUUUAUGUUCCAAUUUAUAAGAUAUUUUCAUCUUUCUAGGUAAUAUUAAGUUUAUCAAAAAUAGUAUAUCCAAUCAAAUUUAAUAGUUCUAUUUUGUAAUUAGUUGAAUAGUUUUUAGUUUAUAAUUUUAAUGAUACUUUUUAGUAAAAAGUAAUUUUCUUAAUAAGUGUAUAUUAUCUAAAACAUAUUAUAUUUAGAAACAGAGAGAGAGUAUCGAAUAGUUACUGGUAUUCCUAUUUCUAUCCCAACACAUGUUUUUUCAUUUAAUACUAUUUCGAAGUAAAAUCAAUUCAACCGUAUACCUUUGCAACAUUUUCCCUCUUUUAUUCUGAUAUAUAUUCAAAACCAGGCUAUGUAAUGAUGUUUACUUUGAUUAAAAUCAUUCUUUUUUUAUAUAACAUUAAAAGCAUUCUAUUGUACAUUGAUUUUAUUACAAAAAAUUAUCACGGUUUUAAACACCAAAAGAGCUAGUCUAAGUUAGUUUUCGAUCAAAAAAUGAGCUAGUCUACCCGUAUUGGAUACCAUUUGAGCAUCUCUAAAAGAUGUUUUUCAACAUGAGCCUUUCGAAUCAAAUCAGUGUGAAUGCACAAACAUAUUAAUGUUAGUUUUAAAUAUUUUGAAAUAAUAACUUACACUAUUUUGGCUUAGUAAAUGUUGAAAAAGUUUAUGAAAUACUCCUUCUUUUUGAAAGUAAGAUGUUUUAGAUUUUUUUCUUUUUCCAUAAAGAUAGAUUUUCUAUAUGUUUAAAGUACUUUUUAUAUUUUUAAGAAAUAUUAAAUGAAAAUAUUUGAAUUGAUUAAAUUUUAUUGGUGAAAAAUUAUUGGAAAGUGUAUAAUAAAUUAAAAGAAAAAUUAAAUUAUAAAUAUUUAUUGAAUUUUUAAUAAGCGUAAACAUUUUAGAAAAUCUUACUUUCUGAAACAAAGGAAGUAUUUUCGAUAAAAGAUGCUCUAACACUUAUUCAACUUUUUGUAGUCAACACCAAAUUUUUUUUUUGAACGACUACAAAAUAAUAGUUAUUUUGUCUAUUGAUGACAAUUUUGUUACACAGUGCACUUCCCUAAUUUUCUUAUAUUAUUAUAAUGACAAACCUUUUUGUGUCAACUUUUAAAAUAUUGAAUUUUUCAUGUUAUGUUCGAGCAUCGACACUUUUCUAGAGAAAACAUAACGUGUCCUUUCCUUUGACCGGAUAAGGUCGUAAGAUAAAAUGUUCCUUACGUCCACGUCUCUGCCUUUGGUCAAAUACGCAAGGCGCUAUCUCCCUCUAUAAAUUUACAUUUUUGCAUGAUUAAGAGUUACAAUCUCAAACACAUCUACAAAUCUUGACACACAUCCAAGAAAGAAGAGAAACGUUUUUUUUUUAAUAUCAUCUCAUCGAGUAUUCUAUCUAUUACAACAUAUGGAAGGAGGCUUGGGAACGAUGUUUAUGAAGGUGGUCUUGUUCGCUCUGGUACAGGGUUUGGUGUAUCUCAUCCUCACUAAGUCAUCGAGGGUUUUCUCCAAAUCAAAACCCUUUAAGAGGGCUUACAGUUUUCGGCCGGCGAGGUCCGUCAGCAUCCGCCGAAUUCUGGCGGCGCUUCAGGAUAUGCCUGCCGGUGGCGAGAUGUCUCCUUCCUCUAAUGGCGCGUCUUCUUCUCUUGCCUCGCCUUCUUUACAAGAUGAUGUAGUACCAACAACUGCUGCAUCAUCAUAAUCACCAUCUUAGAGACAUAUAUAUGAUCAUUAUUUAAAUUUUAUAUUAGAGACAUAUGUCUCUAAUUUGUUAUCCCCUUAUUUUAUUAUUUUUUGGAACAUUUGUUUCGUAUUCUUUUCCAGUUUGAAUGAUUGAUUCGUUAUAUUGAUGUAAAAUUUGUCAGUACUCUAUGUAGAUACAGUAUUAAGCCGUACCAUGUACAUUCCAAAACAAUUUAGUAUGUUUAUAAUUUAGUAUAAUCCUUUAUUGAUAUUAUAGUUCUUUUGGUCGCCAUUGAUAUUAACUUUCCUUUUGCUCGAUUGGAGAAGUAUAUCAUGAUGAAUAUGCUCAAAGGAAAGGUCAACGAAUUAAUCUCAAAAAGGCUAAACACUAAAAGAACUUUACAUUACCACUUUAUCAUACAUGAUAUGUGCGUAAGGCACAAGUUUCUUUACAUUCCAAACAUUUCCACAUGAAAUGGAUAAACGCUAUGAACCGGACAUUGAUAGGAUUAUUGCGUGUCAACUUUACAAAAUCACAAAUCGCAUCAUCAUUCAAUCCCUCCAUGACAAGUUGACAACACAUUAGCAUCAAAUAUCGCUCUACUGCAAGCAAAUGGAAACUGUCCUUUAUAGGUAUAGUCAGAAACUCAAACUUUGCUAGGACCAGAGUAUCCAGGCUCAUAUUUAUCGAAUCAAGCCCAGAUUCUUUAAGCUUUGGUAUCUUUCAACUGACUAAGAGGUUUUAGGCCCAAAGAUCCGUAUAUUCCUCAGGGCAAAAUUUUAACCAUGUUAAAUUAAUUUUUCUUAGAAGAACAUAACUCUCCAAACGGAAAACGAACCUAUGAUCCCUUAUACUCCAACUAAGUGACCCAAAGGAUUCGUACACUAAGUCAACUUCUCAGUUGGCAAAAUUCUUCUCUUCGAUAUCUUUCCUAAAAGUAGGCUAGCCACCGGUCAACCUAAUAUUGGUAACCCAAGAAACAAAAAGACCAGCCAACCUAACAAUCUCAGACUGAGACAGAAACUGAGGCUUAGGAGUAAGCUCCACGCCUUCAGACGGCCUACAUUACUGACACCGAAGGUUGCAUCUUUGACCGUUCUGUCAAAGAUAUCCUCAAGUAGGUAUGUAACCGACCAAACGAAUCAAUCAAUAUGUCUGAGAUAGGGUUGUCAUUUCUCCAAUCAACUCGAGCCGCAUUUCUAUUAAACAAAUGAUCACUGGUCGUAGCAUUGUUUCUUGAUACUGAGCUUGAACCAACCUGGUGAGAAGAUAGCACAAUUUAAGCAUCCAUUAUCUAAAAAAAACACAUAUAUAGCCCAAAAUUUACCAAGAAACAGUUCAAAUUCGUGAAAGCCACUUGCCAGUCAUUGAUUAUGAAAAGGCACAUCCUCAUCGUUGUUAACACUGCAGAGAGACAACUCGAAUGUGAACCAUGAGUCACUUCUUUGGUAGACGGAGAGAGUCUUCUUCUGUAAAACAAGAAAGUUAAGAUUCUUGGUCUAUAGUAAAAGCUAAGGCAUUGAAAAAAUGAAGAUGGUACUAAAAAGCGGAGAGUUUGGCUAAAAAGGAUAAAACUUUUUUGUAUUUUUAGGGACCGGGCGAGACCGGUGACCGGUUACCGGUAAUCAAACCGAUUUUAAUAGAAAAUUAUAUAGAUCAUUCGGCUAGUGUCAUCCGGAUCCGAUAUCUUUGUUACGUGAAAUUUUAUCCCAUGCCUUCACCACUAAUUAUUAUAUUUAUAAAUAAUAAUGAGAGUAUUAUUAUGAAUCAUUUCUCGAUUAUUGACAAAAUAAUAGAAAGCCGACAAAAAAAAACACAACAAACAAUUAAGCACACACAUGUGAAUUCAACAAUAAAAAAAGUUUUUCUUUUUUUCUGGACUGACAAAUAAAAGUGUCACUGAUUUUUUUUCAGUUGCGUGCAACUAUAGCCGCAAAAUUUACUAGCCAUAAAUGAAUUUAAUUCACUGGAAAAAGACAUACCCUUUAAAGAGUAAACUCUAUUUUCUUUUGUCAAGAGUAAACUCUAUUUAAACAAGGGUAUAUAAGAUUAUAAGGUGACUGGCUCUAAGUUGCAAAAAAAAAAAAAAAAAAAAGGUGACUGGCUCUAAUCAUUUUUAAUGUAAAUAUGUUUUUACGUACCGAGUAAAGAUAUGGAUAAAUAGUGUAUGCAUAUUUAGCUUGAUCCAUACUCGUCUCAAUUUUCCUAUGACAUGCUUGACCUAUGAUGUCAGUUUGUAUCGUCUACACCGACAGUCUGACACAUCCAUUGUUACUUAUCCUUCUCUGUUCCACUUUUACUAUGGUUUUGACUGGAUAGCAUUUCUGGCGCAACUAACAUAGCUGAAACAUAGAAAAAAAAACAUAGCUGAAACAUUUAUUACUUUUAUUUAAACUGAGAAAUGGCCAAUCAGGUGAAAUUCAUUUACUCUACAUUAAUUCUGAUUACUAUUUAAACAAAAGAAUCACACACUUAUUAUAACCUCUCACUCUCUUAUUUAUUUAUUUCUUUUCAAUUCCACCUUUUAUAUUUCACUCCAAAAAUUACCAAUGACACUCUAUAUAUGCUGAAUAUAAUUUUCAUUAGGUAUCCUUCAUAAGAAGACAUUGGAUCAAAACUCUUAACUACAAAUAUAAACGAUAUCAGGUUUUGAACACCCUGUCAACAUGUAAGAUCAUUAUAAACCAUUUUUCAUUAGGCAAUCGUUUUCCUGGUUUCAAAGGCUACCAGAUUUUCAUAUUUAAACUAAUUAAUAUAGUGACAUUGAUAUCAGCUUAAAAAGUAAUACUACGAUUAAUCGUUAGUUGAUCAAAGACAAUGGUUCUCUAUUUAUCCCAACUAAUUAAAAAAGUUUGAGCAUUGCAUCUUAUACAUAUAAAUUCAAUUUUAAACCAGGGUGGCUAGUUUGAUGAAUCUUCCACGUAAUAUAUAAAAAUCAAAUUCACAGAAAAUAUAAAUUACAAGCUAUCAUUAUUAAAAGAAGAAAAUGAAGAGUAUGAAAGAAUGGUGAUUGCAUCUUCGUCAUGUUUCACACACUCACUUCACCUAUCAUUAUUAUGCAUUUAUACUAAUGUGCAACUCUUCGGCCGUACACAUGCUAAGCUUCACGGCUCGUGGUCCACUUUAAUAACGUUGUAUUAAAUUUCGUCCAUUGAUAGGUUAGCCAAUUUUAGUAUAAGUUCUAAAGGUUUUCUAUCAGUUCACUGUGCCAAAAUCUAAAAGCAACUUAACAUUUAUACCAAAAAAAAAAAAAAAUCUAAAAGCAAAUACAACCAACAA
This is a messenger RNA of Brassica rapa (field mustard), 9336 nucleotides long. RefSeq lists its product as uncharacterized. NCBI's taxonomy places the organism in Eukaryota, Viridiplantae, Streptophyta, Magnoliopsida, Brassicales, Brassicaceae. The record is from RefSeq and is a predicted model, not a curated record.